AUGGAGAUGAGCCUCUGGGAGGUCUCUGACCCCUAUUACUUCGAUCUGCCUUACGUCUUUAACCACAUGGGCUUGCGUCAUUCGAUUGUGUACGUUGUUUACCACUCCUUCGAACUUUUCCCAGGCCUUGCGGCCGUUCUGACGGAGCUCGAACAGAGGAACGGAACUAGCCUUGGAUUGGCUCGGGAGAAGGGUGAGAUCUUCCCAGCAGAGUGCGAUGGUCCGACUUCUGCGUACAAUUUCGUACUGACCAAGUAUACCACGGCCUGCAAUGAUGUAACUGGUCGUUUCAACGUCUCAUCCGUGGAACUUUUUCAAGAUCAUGUGACCGAGUUGAAGGGCACUUCAAAAUACAUUGGCACACCCUGGGCUAGAACCAUGACACUGUAUUGUCGCAAGCUUCGAUUCAGCCCGCCAAAGUCUCAAGAAUUCUUAGGCUACAAAGAGAUCAAUACAAUCAACCUCAUCCUUCUCAAUAACAAUAACAACAAAAUCGACCCUGUAACGCCUAGCUUGGAGAGCGUAAUCGAGUUCUUCCCAGGGGCUGGCUCGUUCUACCAUGAUGCUAUUGGGCACGGUUUUCUUAUUAUGGAGUCUAAUUGA
Macroventuria anomochaeta is the source of this 603-nucleotide messenger RNA. RefSeq lists its product as uncharacterized. Lineage: Eukaryota; Fungi; Ascomycota; Dothideomycetes; Pleosporales; Didymellaceae. The coding region runs from base 1 to 603 and encodes 200 amino acids. The transcript is spliced from 3 exons. The record is from RefSeq and is a predicted model, not a curated record.